Molecule: messenger RNA, 1050 nt
Organism: Echinostoma caproni
Lineage: Eukaryota; Metazoa; Platyhelminthes; Trematoda; Plagiorchiida; Echinostomatidae
Source: the annotation of a GenBank genome assembly
AUGCCACCGAUAUGGUACACGUUGGACCAGUUGAAUUUAACCAAUCUCAGAGUGGAUAAAAUACCGGAGCCAAUCCUUGAUGCGUUUUUGGUCAGACCAUUCCGUAAUCAAACUCCCUGGGAUCGACUGCCCAACCUGACCGAACUGCGUUGGCCUGACGGAAUUACAGCACCGCUGCCGGCAGGUAGACGCCUCUAUCCCAGAGUAAUGCGUGCUCCGUAUCUUCCCUCAUUUGAUCCAAUACUGAGUGCGGGACAGCGUCGGUUGUACGAAAAAUUAUUUUCCAUUUUCACAAAACUGAUGGAUGAUCACGGCUACUCGGAUCGAUAUAUGCUCUCCGCUGGUACUCUGCUCGGUUCGCAUCGACAUCACGAUUGGAUACCGUGGGAUGAAGACGUGGAUAUUAUGGUAGACGCAGUCCUGCGUCCUUGGUUGCGGCAAAAGCUGAGUGAGAUGGCUCCGGAAUAUCAGAUCUCGUUUGCCGAUCGAGACAAAUUUUUUACCAAACUGCUUCCGUUGGACCAAGACAAUGAAACAGAUGUGAUGCAAAGUCGCCAGAGUACUGGGAGCUUCUGGGGAUGGCCAUUUUUGGACAUCAGCUAUUAUGGAUUCAAUCAAACUCACAUGAUAGAGGUCACAUCGUCGUACGGUAUAUAUUACGCAUGGCCUUUGGACAUGAUAUUUCCCCUGUUGUACCGGCCAUUUGGUCAACAGUGGCAUCCGGGACCCAGGGAUCCAUUGGCAUCGCUGAUUGCAUACUAUGGUAAAUCAGACGACUGUGAGUCCCUACAGUACUCGCAUGUGUAUGAAAAAUUUCGCUCUCAGAAACGAACCAAAUGUCAUGAACUUGGUACGCGGUUCGCGUUUGUCAAACAUCGUCCCUGCUUAGUCAAUGGUAAACAGAUACAGUGGGGAGAUUUAAUGCUCGUAGAAGAGGUACUUGUACGAAAGUUAAACGAUGAUCGGGAAGAAAACAUUCAUGCAUUUUGCGUUGCCACGGACUCGAAAAAUUCCAAAGCGGAUACCUACGCCCUGGAUUAUGUCGAAUGA